Rhizophagus irregularis DAOM 181602=DAOM 197198 is the source of this 222-nucleotide messenger RNA. NCBI's taxonomy places the organism in Eukaryota, Fungi, Glomeromycota, Glomeromycetes, Glomerales, Glomeraceae. The record is from RefSeq and is a predicted model, not a curated record.
AUGAAUUAUCUAAACUUUUUAAUACAACUUUUACAUUUGGAGGUGUUAGGUGCCAUUUUUGAUUUUCAAUAUCCCAAUAUUCAAUAUUUCCUUCAGGCCAGUAACAUUUUCAAAUUUUUCAAAAGGUAUCCAUUCAAGACAUUUAAAAGUAUGUAAAGCAUUAAGUUGUGAUUGUUGUAUUAAUUCAUCAAUAUUUUUAUUUCCACUAGUCCAAUUUUUAAA